CUUUUUCCUCUAUUAUUGUUAAUAUACCUAGUUUCCUGUCUGGAGGUAUUGAUGAUCUGCUGCUGCUAGACACGGAAACCCGUUAAGUGAAAGCUUCUCCUAUUCCGCCCACAGCCAUUUGAACCAUUUGGUCCAGGUCAUUCAAGGUCGUAGAGGCAGAUUUAAUCUAAACCUGAGCUCUUGGGUUCAUGGUGCAUCAAAACCCUGUUUUGCAAUUCUUCCUGUUUGUGUGCACUUUAUAUGUCUCAUCAUCAUCAUCUAUACCGUGGCCACCAAAAGAAAACUAUUUUGAUCAGACUUUGGAUCACUAUAAUUUUCAAGCAAGAAACUUGACUUUCAAACAGCGUUAUCUGUAUGAAGAUAAAUGGUUCAAACCAAAUGGACCCAUCUUCUUUUAUUGUGGAAACGAAGGAGGAAUCGAUGGGUUUUGGAACAAUACAGGGCUAAUAUUCGAAUUAGCACCUAGUUUUAAUGCUUUCGUCCUGUUUGCUGAACAUAGAUACUAUGGGAAAAGUCUCCCAUUUGAUAAAAGCUUCCAACAGCCAUAUAUUCAAUACCUUUCAGUUGACCAAGCGUUAGCAGAUUAUGCUUACUUAAUUGAAGGUAUCAAAAGUAAAUUCAAUAUAAGUAGAUCCCUUGUUGUUGCAUUUGGUGGAAGCUAUGGAGGCAUGCUUGCAGCGUAUAUGAGGGCUAAAUAUCCCCAUAUAAUUAAAGGUGCUUUAGCUGCAAGUGCACCAGUUAGAUGGGUUGCAGGUGAGGGGAAUUUUCACGACUUUUUUGAACGUGUCACUAAGGACUACCAUGAUGCUGAUCCAAAAUGUUCAGAGAAGAUUAAAAACGCCUUUAAUUUAGCUGUUCAGCUAUCUCAGAAACCUGAUAUCGGUUACAAACAACUCUCUAAUGACCUACGGUUAUGUAAACCUGUCCAAAAUGAUUUCGAAUUUUACUGGGUACUGAAAUGGGCUCGCAAUGCAUUUGUUAUGAUGGCUAUGUUAGAUUAUCCCUACAAGGCAUCAUUUAUGGCAAGUCUACCUGCUAAUCCUGUAAAUGUCUCGUGCAAAAUUGCGUUAUCAGUCGCUGAUCUCAUUCCGACCCUUCGUGAGGCUGUUGGAGUUUUCUACAACAGUUCACAAUCUCUCUCGUGUUUCGACUAUAAAACACAGUUUAUUGAGUGCGCUGAUAUAACAGGAUGUGGUCUAGGCAGUGAUUCACUUGCUUGGGAUUUUCAGAGUUGUACAGAGAUGAAUUUACACGAUGACUCAGAUAGUACUACAAAUGAUAUGUUCACCUCUUUACCUCUAACAAAACAACAAGUAACAAGUUAUUGCCAACGAAGGUGGGGUGUUACACCAGCAUUUAAUCAAUUGUCAACAUUUUAUGGUGAUAAUAUUUGGAAAACUUCAAGCAAUAUCAUAUUUUCAAAUGGGAAUUUGGAUCCAUGGAUGGGUGGUGGAAUUUUAACUGAUCAAUCAGAGAAAGUCAUCUCCUUGGUACUAGAUGGUGGAGCUCAUCAUCUUGAUUUAAGAUCACCAGAUCCAAACGACCCGCCAUCAGCACGUCAAGUUCGUCAAAUUGAGGUACAAACAAUUCGUUCAUGGCUUGAUUUAUGAAACUUCUAAAUAUUCUUACUACACUUUGUAAUCUUUUUCUUUCUUUCUAAGUGAAUCAUAUUCUUCAUUCUGUUCAUUACUAUUUUUAUCUUCCCAAGGAAAUAUCAUCAUUAUCUUGUGAUUAUAAUUACUAAAUUUUUCUGAUUUGUACCCAGUGCCCCUAGAUUAUUGAAUAUUAAAUAAAAAUUAUUUUAUUAUUGUG
This is a messenger RNA of Schistosoma guineensis, 1812 nucleotides long. The record is from the annotation of a GenBank genome assembly. Lineage: Eukaryota; Metazoa; Platyhelminthes; Trematoda; Strigeidida; Schistosomatidae.